CACACACACACACACACACACACACACAUACGCGCGUGUUGUUGUGUCAGCAAGGAAAAGCCAAAAGGGCAGCGGCAGCGGUGUUCAGCUCGCGCUGGUGGAUUUGCGCACUUUGCUGUGCUACUGUGGUUUUGGGCGCUUCACACUUGGCUCUGCCCUAUUUGUUGCUGGCGCUUCGAGGCGAGCAACAACUCUUGACGUUCAUCUUUGUACCCUCGCCCAUCCAGCCGCCAUGGACGCCUCUCCCGAUGUGCCUUUGCAGCCCAGCGGCGGUCUUCCCGGUCAAGAAUAUUACGGGGAUCUGGCCAACUAUGAGGUCGAGCGCAAGGUUGGCCGUGGCCAGUUUAGCGUUGUCUACCGUGCCCGGUGCACCGUUGACAAUCGCUACGUUGCCCUCAAGAAGGUCCAGAUCUUUGACAUGAUGGAUGCCAAAGCACGCUCGGAUUGCGUCAAAGAGAUUGAUCUGCUCAAGUCUCUCAACCAUCACAACAUUAUCCAGUACCUCGCCUCCUUCAUCGCUAACAAUGAGCUCAACAUUGUGCUCGAGCUGGCCGACGCUGGAGAUUUGAGUCGCAUGAUCAAGCACUUUCGCAAGCAACGUCGCCUCAUUCCUGAAGCUUCCAUCUGGAAAUACUUUCAGCAGCUCUGUUCCGCUCUCGAGCACAUGCACACCUGCCGCGUGAUGCAUCGAGACAUCAAGCCUGCCAACGUCUUCAUCACGGCGGAAGGUGUGGUCAAGCUCGGUGAUCUCGGCUUGAGCCGUUACUUUAGCACCAAGACCAACGUGGCCCAUUCGCUCGUGGGCACACCCUACUAUAUGUCGCCGGAGCGCAUUCGGGAACAGCCCUAUCACUUUGCCUCGGACAUCUGGUCCCUCGGUUGUCUUCUCUACGAGAUGGCUGCUUUGCAAUCGCCAUUCUACGGCGAUCAGCUCAGCCUCUACACUUUGUGCAAGAAGAUUGACAAGUGCGCAUAUCCGCCCCUACCCGCCGAUCUCUACUCGGAGCAAUUGCGCGCCCUUGUGGCCAUGUGUAUCCGAGCCCAGCCCGAGGAGCGGCCGGACAUUGGCUACAUCCAUCGCGUUGCACAAGAAAUGAACACGCGUUUCAAUGGCCCUUCACGCCCAGUCAGCGCAGCGCUCACCAAGUCAGCCGUGGUCUAA
Messenger RNA from Monosiga brevicollis MX1, 1162 nucleotides. RefSeq lists its product as uncharacterized. The record is from RefSeq and is a predicted model, not a curated record. Bases 233 to 1162 code for a protein of 309 amino acids. Gene Ontology annotation, biological process: protein phosphorylation. The transcript is spliced from 6 exons. Gene Ontology annotation, molecular function: protein kinase activity; ATP binding. NCBI's taxonomy places the organism in Eukaryota, Choanoflagellata, Craspedida, Salpingoecidae.